Molecule: messenger RNA, 1101 nt
Organism: Hippopotamus amphibius kiboko
Lineage: Eukaryota; Metazoa; Chordata; Mammalia; Artiodactyla; Hippopotamidae
Gene: FAM170B
Product: family with sequence similarity 170 member B
Exons: 4
Coding region: 166-1101 (311 amino acids)
Biological process (GO): fertilization
Cellular component (GO): acrosomal vesicle
Source: RefSeq, a predicted model, not a curated record
CACGGCUCCCCACAAAUAGAUAGGUUGUUGGAGGCCGGUGGGGGAUCUGAGGCCCAAGCAGACCGCAGGAACACCGGAGCGACUGGUUUGCAUCUCAGGCUUGGCUCCAAUGCCAGACUGCCCCGGGACAGAAUAAGAGAAAUAAGUGCUGCUUCUGCCAACCUGAUGGGGUGGCCUCCAGUGGACUUCACCAAGAAAAUCCUCAGCUGGAGCUCUGAGCCCCCGGGCACUGGGGUCGUCAUGAAGCGCCACUUCAAGGACCAUAGGGGAGAACAGUCACCAAUGGACAGGAGCACCCUCGGCCUGGCCAGCCCAGAGUCCACGGAGGAGAGCGUGGAAGUGCGAUGGACAGGGACCUCAAAGAGGGAGGAGCCAUCUCUGAGGCCGGGCCCAGCCGUUCCCCAUGAGGACAACAUCUACUUCUCGGGCAAGAGUCGGGGGAUGCUGAGCUGGAGCAGCUCGCCAUCAUCUCAGUCCUCCUCCGAGUACCAGUCUUACUCCCAGUACCAGUCUUGCUAUUCCUGCACGUACAGCAGCGAGGACGCUGCCCAGGAAAGUGUGUGUGCCUUCUACACCCACGUGAAGACUGUGCAGGGUGUGGCCGUGGCCUGGGAGACUGACAGUGGCUUCGAGCCAGUCAGCCGGCAGCCCAUCAUCCACGAAGCUGAGUUCAUCAAGAGGCAGAGGCGGAAAGGUUCCUCCUUUGAGAUGGCUUCCAACACCGACCUGCGGUGGGAACUGGAAGCCAGCAAGAACAACACCUGCUCAGAGCCGGAUGACAUGGAGCUGCUGGCGCCCCUGGAGUGCUGCCUGCAGGAACUGCGGGACACCCCUGACUGGCUGGUCACCACCAACUACGGGCUGCGGUGUGUGGCCUGCUGCCGGGUCUUCCCCACGCUGGAGGCGCUGCUAGAGCAUGCCCAGCAUGGCAUCCAAGAGGGCUUCAGCUGCCAGAUCUUUUUCGAGGAGAUGCUGGAGAGAAGGCGGGCCCAGGGCCAAGUGCAGGAGCAAGAGCCAGAGCAGGAGGAACAGAGCGUUUCAGACAGGCCCCGUGUCAAGGUGCUUUUGUCACAGUCACAGUCACAGUCGCCGAAGCAGUGA